AUGGCAGAUUCACGAUGUUUGAAGAUCACCGUUGGAGUUUUAGCUCUUCAAGGUGCUUUUAAUGAACAUAUUCAAUGUCUUCGUUCCGCCAGUGAAAUCCUCGCCACUAAAUCCCAAACCACAUUGGAAUCUACACCAAAAUCGCCAAAAGGAGACCUUUUUGUUGAAUACAAGUUCAUAGAAGUACGAAAUGAAGCCGAACUUAAUUCAUGUGAUGCACUCAUCAUACCUGGUGGUGAAAGUACUGCCAUUUCACUUGUUGCUCAAAGAUCAGGUCUUCUGGAACCUUUGAGAGCCUAUGUCAAAUAUCAUCGCUAUCCUACUUGGGGAACUUGUGCAGGCCUUAUUCUACUUGCCGAGUCUGCAAACCGUACCAAAGCAGGUGGCCAGGAGUUGAUUGGUGGUCUUGAUGUCCGAGUGAAUAGAAAUCAUUUUGGUCGACAAGUAGAAUCUUUCUCGGCCAAUUUAGAUUUGCCAUUUCUCUCAUCUCUAAGUCCGAGUUCCUCGGAGCCCAACCCGGAUCCUACUUCUACCCCUCUUUCUACUCCAGAGGAAGGAAAACCUGCUCCUUUCUCCGCAAUAUUCAUCCGAGCCCCUAUCGUGGAGAAACUCCUCCCCCACGCUCCUGGCGCUCAAAUUUCAGAAUCUACACUAGAAUCCACAGUCAUCGCACCUUCUCAACCAAUCGACUCAAAAUCUAACCCUAACCCUGAUACUAUCCUUUCCGCUCCCGUGGAGAUUCUCGCCACACUUCCCGGUCGCACAACCCAUUCCAUCCCAGAAAUUCAAGAAUCACUCAAUAGUGAAGCAGGAGAUAUAGUAGCCGUUCGUCAAGCAAAUGUAUUUGGAACAUCUUUCCAUCCAGAACUAACAGGUGAUGCGAGAAUUCAUGCGUGGUGGUUAGAACAGGUUGUUGAGGAUGUUGUCAAGAGAAGAGAAUUGCAAACAUCAUCAUGA
Molecule: messenger RNA, 957 nt
Organism: Botrytis porri
Lineage: Eukaryota; Fungi; Ascomycota; Leotiomycetes; Helotiales; Sclerotiniaceae
Exons: 2
Coding region: 1-957 (318 amino acids)
Biological process (GO): pyridoxine metabolic process; pyridoxal 5'-phosphate biosynthetic process
Cellular component (GO): cytosol; glutaminase complex
Molecular function (GO): glutaminase activity
Source: RefSeq, a predicted model, not a curated record